Cryptotermes secundus is the source of this 9528-nucleotide messenger RNA. RefSeq names its product trichohyalin. The record is from RefSeq and is a predicted model, not a curated record. Bases 599 to 8524 code for a protein of 2641 amino acids. The transcript is spliced from 48 exons. Lineage: Eukaryota; Metazoa; Arthropoda; Insecta; Blattodea; Kalotermitidae.
CAGGGUUGUAGUCUUGUUAGGCGUAUAGGAACCCAUUUAGCUCACGCUUGGGUACGGGAAAGUAAGAAAAGCGUAUUUAGGAAUAAAUUCAGCGUAGAAGGAUGUUACUCUUCCCGUUUAUGAAAUUACAGCGAAAGUCGACAGGAAAGUGAAACAGUUAUUAGUGUUGUUGCUUCCCACCAACGAAAUGUUAUAGGAAUAUCGCCAGUGUUUGUUCCAUAAAUACAUUUGUUCUAAGAAUAUUCCAUUUAUUUCGGCUUGUUUAAGAAGAAACAAAUUCUUGCGAUUUAGUGUUUGUGUUGAUUUAUUUAAGUGUUUACACAAUUACUUACGACGUAUUUUUGUGAAUAUUGCCUGGAGUUAUUUCGAAAGGAAUAUUUAUUUUGAAGAUUGGCUGCAUAAAUUCGAGAGUCUUCGAUCUCAGUAAUUACUAACGAAGCGGUCGUGACCUAAUUGCAGAUUCCGGCAUUGGCCUCGAAGGACCGAGGAAAGAGAAGAAGGAAAUAAACCUCAGAAUAGAAAACCUGCGGGCCGGGACCGCGAGGACGAAUCCGUCCACUCGACAGCUGCAUUUGACGACGUGUGACUUCACAACGCAAUGUAUCAUAUAAUUCCUACAGCGAAGGGAGAUCCUUUAUGUCCCCUCGGCUUCCACCCACAGGUCCGUUGGCCCACGAGGUGCAAGCGGUGUUUCAGAGACUACAAAGAACAUGGAUCUCGUAAAGAAAAAGACGCUCUGAAGAGGGACGAGACCACAGUAUCUUCCCCUAGUCUGUCAAGUUGGAGGAGCUCAACCUCAUCGCGUUCACGUGAUGACAACCGGAGUGACAGCUCAAGCAGCGCAGGCAGUGGUGUCAGUGCCCGAAGUCGGAGCAGUAGCGGUUCCACAGGUUCACGAACGGAAGAAGGUUCUAAGCAUGGAAGUGGUGGUACAGUUACGUCCAGAUUUAGCAGUGGAAGGCCAGCUGCAUCUUGGACAUCAACACCUGAUUUGGGUAACCUGAAUGAUGAUACGAGAGCAGAGAUCACCACAGUCAGUCUCACACUCCCAAGAAGGCGACGGGUACCGCCUGUGGACACUGGACAAGCAGAUUCUCCAGAACCUACAGUAUCAGACUCCUUGACACUACGCACUCAACCAAAAUCCUCACCAUCAGCAGAAAGUCGAAGGGAUAGUAUGAGUACUUCUAGCACAACUACAGCCAGCCUUCCUACCACAAAGCAACCUAGGUCAUUAAGAAGAAGUACAAGCCAAAGCAACACUGGUGCUGGUAGUGACAGUAAGGAUGUUAGCAAACUGCGUCGAGUGAGGAUACAAUCAUUAAAAGAAGUGCAUUCUGUUGAAGAACCAACAAACCCAGAAGUUGAGUUCAUUAUUCAGGUUAAAUCAUCUAAAGGAAAACAGUCUUCCAGUAGAAAUAAGAAUGCCAGUGCCAGUGGUAAUACAGUUAACAGCAUUAACAAUAGUUCACCUGUGAAGAAGAGUUCAGGAACACCAACCUUACCAGGAUCCAGUUCAUCUGGAAGCAGUGGCAGCAGUGGGACCAGUGAAGAAGAUGAAGGUAGUGAUGAUGAUGUGUCAAGUGUGGCAGGAACUGAUACAACGGAGACAACCCUAGUUGAUCGCAAUGAAAAUGAAUUGCAGGAGCAAAUUGAAAGCUUGAAGCAGGAACUGGAAACUAUGCGAGCCCGAUGUGAGCGAGUGGAGAGGGAGAAGAGUGACAUAUUGCUACGCAGGAUAGCAGCCUUGGACACAACACCUAGCAAGACUGCUGCCUCUGAGGUGCUGAAGCUGCAACAGAAAGUGAAUGAACUGCAGAGUCAGGCAGAAGAUCUCCGUGACGACAAGAAGAGUCUGAACCUAAGAGUCAAAGAGCUGAAGGAGGAGCUGGAAGGUCGACCUGACAAAGUGGCCACCCAACGGACUAUUGAUGAACUGCAGUCUAAAUUAUUGGCUGCUGAGACUCUCUGUGAGGAGCUGAUGGAUGAGAAUGAAGACAUGAAGAAAGAGCUUAGGGAUCUGGAAGAAGAGAUAGAGGAAAUGCAAGACAAUUUUCGAGAGGACCAAGCUGAUGAAUACACAUCACUAAAAAAGGAACUGGAACAGACAAAUAAGAAUUGCCGUAUAUUGUCAUUCAAACUGCGCAAGGCAGAACGAAAGGCUGAACAAUUAGAGGCAGAAAAGUUAGAAGUAGAAAAGAAGUUCAAGGAGGUUGCUGGAGGUCAGACAGGGCUUGAGAAGGUGGAGAGAGUGAAGAAGUUAGAACAAGAAUUGGCAGUUGCAAAUGAGGUUGCUGUCCGCUUGCAGAAAGAACUGGAUGAAACAAAUGCCAAGCUCAAAGCCAAGGAAGAAGCAAACAAUAAAGAAGCAACAAAGAAAAAGGCUCCUAUGUUGGGAACAGUUGGAAAAGUUUCAUCAGGCGAGAAGGUGUCUCGCGCAUCACUGACCAGAGGUGGAUCACAGGAAGAUCCACAACAAUUACUUCGGGACCUUCAGGACUCCUUGGAACGAGAAGCUGAUUUGCGUGAACAGCUGCGUUUUGCAGAGGAAGAACUUCAGAGGAGCAGAAAACAGAGGAUCAUCAUCAGAGAUAACAGUGCUGAUGGUAGACACACACCAACAUUACCAUCAUUGCAGCCAGAUGUUGUUCCGUCAUUAAAGUACCAGCAAGAAAUAUCCUCUGUCAACAUUUCUAGAAGUCAGUUCCAGUAUGCUACUACUCAAAAUCUUGGAGAAACUUACAGAAAUCCAAGAAUAUCUUCUGGAACACAAAAGAGUGUCUUGAAACUUCCUGUAACUUCACAAACAAGGCCAGUUAUAAUCCGAAGUCUUAUUGAUACUCAGAUGCCCCCACUGACUUCUGGAGAAGCUGUGAAAAAUGCUGUUGGUAUUGAGACUAUAAAGGCCACAGAUUUGGCAUCAACUGAAGACAGACAAAUGGAUUUGGAUAUAUCAGAUGUAAGAAAUACAGUGAAAAUAGCAGAAUCAACUCAAACGGAUCCCUUAGUACAGGUUUCUGUUGAAAUGCAAACAGAGGAAUUUCUAGCAAUAACAGAAAUAUCUGAGGCAGACUUUCCUAAAGAGCUUCAGACAUCUGUUUUCCCUCAAAGUACUUCAGAAGAAACAUGUAUUUAUUUGAAGCUUUCUAAAGAGCUAGGAACUUCUGUAGAAACUCAGACUCUUUCACUUGAAACACAAACUGUUUCUACUGAAACUGAACGUAUUGCAGUGACAUCUGUACCAGUUCAAACUAAAGAGUCACCAGAGAAGGAAUUUGUGACUGCUUCAAAUUUAGAAAGAAAUUCAGAAAUUCAGAAAACUGUGAUUGGCAGUGAACAUCAGCCACUGCUGCCAGAAUCUCAAGAGCCAUUAUUAAUUUCAUCCAGUAUAUUUGAAGAAAAUAUCUCUACUCCUCCAUAUACUGCCAGAUUAGAAUCUGACACAUCUCUUGAAGAAUUUACAGAGCUGCAAAUAUCUGUUGCAACACAAACAGAUUGCUCAGCAUCAUUUCCACUCUCAGUGAUGAGCCCUAUGCGACAGUUCCAGUUUUCCAUACCAACGGUUUUCCCAUCUGGCUCUCUCCUCUGUAGAAGUUCACCGAUGAGAACACUACUAACAACCAUAGGUCGCCGACACAGCCCAAGCCCAGCACGGUUGACUCCAGAGCCAUCUGUUGAAAAAGAUGAGGGUAUAUCAGAUGAAGAAGAUCCAGCAGAAUUGAGGAUACUGUUGGAACUUAAUGAACAAGAGGCAGCAGUGUUGAGGCGGAAAGUGGAGGAACUGGAAAGUGAAGGUGAAAACAUGAAGCACAAAUUGAAGGAACUUCAGGACAAGCUUAUUGAGAAGACUGCAAGAAAAAAUACAGUAGCAUCACUAGCAAGUUCUGAACCUGCCCCAGGGAAUGCACUGCAUGAACAAAAACUCAAGGUAUUGGAAGCUGAAGUAUCUGAGCUGCGUAUGAAAUUGAUAGAGAAGGAGCGAGACUGUGAGAGACUACAUGCUGAACUUACUCUUACACAGAAGAGGGUUUCUAAGGGCUCUAUUCAGAAAAGCAAGUCACUGGACAGUGGAAGCGAGCAACAGGCUUUGGACUUGAAGCGUCAACUCCAGGUGAUAGAACAGGAAGCAGCAAUCUUGCGCACCAAGACUCAAACACUUGAAUCAGAUAAUGAAAAGCUGGCAGCAGAAAAUAAACAAUUGCAUCUGCAGAGGAUUAAAAAGUGGCCUUUAGAAGCUGAAAAUGAAACUACAUUAAAAGCAAAAAUUACAUCAUUAGAAACAAAGCUUACAGAUGCUAACAACAAGGUGAAAGAAUUGGAAGUUAAACUGAAGGCAGAAGAAGCAACCAAAUUAGCAGCUGAGGAAGAUCAGAAAAAGAAGCCAGGAUUAAAGGACACAGCAGAAGUUACCAGACUGAAGAAGGAGUUAAAAAUGAAAACAGAAGAACUGUCCAAACUCCAGGUUCAAGCCAGGAAGUCCGAGGAAGAUAACGAAAAUCUGACACUGUCUUUGAAACGAUUGAAAGAGGAUGCAGUUUCCAGUAGUGCAAAAUUUUACAGGCAGCGGACACCGAAAAAGCCAACAGACUUGACCUCAAAAGUGCAACUCAAGAAAAUGGUAGAAGAUCUUGAAAAUGAAAUUGGGGAGGUACUCGUUUUGCUGAAGAAAUCAGAAACAGAGAAAUCAAAAUUACAAGAAGGGAAAGGGACUGCUGAAGAUAAGGUAUGGAAAGCAGAGAAAGAAAAGUUGCAGAAGCAGUUGGACGAAAAUAAGAAGGAAAUGGAGGAACUAGAAAAUUCACUGAUGGAAGAAAGGGAUAACGCAGAAAGAGAGAAGAAGAAGGCUGUCGAAGACAUUAAGGCAAUCGAAGAAGGCAGAAAGAUGGCAGAAGAAGAGUGCAGCAAGCUAGAGGAAGAGAAGAAGGUAUGGAAGGAAGAAAUUAAGAAGCUGGAAGAAGACAAGAAGAAACUAGAAGAGGAAAGAAAUAGAGCACAUGAAGAAGUGAAGAAACUAUCUGAGGACCAAAAACGUUUGAAUGAAGAAGUUGUAAAAGUUAAUGCUGAGAGAGCGGCUGCCAUUAAGAAACAGGAGGAAAUAGCAGUAUUUAUGCAGAGAAUAGAGGCGCUCAAAACUGAGUUGGAAAUAGAGCAGCAACAAGGAGCAUCUCUAAGACAGAAACUGGAAGUAGCCACUAAAGUUGAGCAAGAGAAAAUCAAACUACAAAUAGAGUUGAUGGAAAAGACGAAGAAGAUUACAGAGGCAGAGAAGAAAGUAAAGGAAGUUGAGGAGAAAAUGAAAAGGAAUGAAAAACUACUUAGCAACAACAAAACUAAGAUCAACAGGCUUGAGAAAGAGCUUGAAGAAGAGAAAGAGAAGGUUCAUUUGAGUGAAUCACAGCAACAAGACAUGACUUCUAAGUGGUUGGCGGAACGAGAUGUUCUGAAGGAACAGUUAUCAGAUUUGCAGACAAGAAAUGACAGUCUGCAAACAUCAUUGGUUAACAGGGAUGUGGCUAUUGAAAAACUGGAAGUUAGUAUGAAAGAAGAAAUGGAGAAAGCAAUGGCUGCAAGUGCAAGAGCAGGGUCAGCAGAGAACAAGGAGAUCAAGUCCUUGCGUGCCCAGCUGGCAGGGAGCAAGGCUCAAGCACAGGAGCUUAUGACAAAAUUGGAAAAAGUUGAGAAGUUACUGAAGGCAGCUGAAGAGAAGCUGAAGACUCAUGCUGAAGAAGAGAAGAGCAAGGCUGAUUUAGAUUCAAAAAUAUCUACACUUGAAGUGAAUCUGCAGGCCGAGAAGAAGAAAUGUGAGAGAAUGAAAGUUUCUCAUGAAAAAGAGCUGAAAAAUCGGGAAGAAGAGCUCUCAAGUUUACGCAGUAAAUUGCGAUCGCUAGAAGGAAACAGCGGUUCUAACAGCAAGAAAGUUACAGAAAUAAAAGAGGAAUAUCAGUCUCAGAUUGAUAAAUUAGAAGAGGCACUAGCAACGGAGAGACAUGAAUAUGAAGACCUUACAGCAAAGUAUGAGAUUUUGGAGGAGGAACAUGUAGUCACCAAGGCACAACUAGUUAUGGAUAAGGAGGCAGUACAAACACAGCUAUUGACAACCAAAAGGGAACUGGUGGUUGCAGAGAAUGAGCUAAGGACACUGCAAGACACAUAUAGUGAGAAGCAGGAUAUGUGGAUUAAGGAGAAGCUUGACCUCCAGGAGAAGUUGAAAGAGCUAGAAGAGAAAGUGUUGCGAAGCAAUAGCAGUGACAGUUGGGUUCUUGAGAGAACUCGGCUGAAAUCUGUGCUGGAAGAUAAAUGUUUGGAAGUGGAACAGCUGAAGAAGGAAACUGAUAUGAAUGCAGACCAGAUGGAACACUUGAGGAAGGAGAAUGAUGAGUUACGCAAAAAGUUGGAGGACUUUGACAAGGUGGUGAAGGUCCAUCGAAAUAUGUCAGCUGACACCUCUGCCAUAGAAAAGGAGCUGCAGGCUACAAAGAACAAACUUUAUGAAGAGGAAAGAGCCCACAAGGCAGACAUGGCACAACUGAAGUUGCGAUAUGAUAGCCGAGUUGCAGUCAUUAGUGAAGAAAUCCAGGGCCUGCAGGGACAGGUUUGUCGGUUCAAAAGAGAGCGUGACACUUUCAGACAUAUGUUGGAGGGUGCCCAGAGGACUAUUGCUGACUUAAAGGCAUCCUCGGGCAGAGAGUCACGGAGUUCAGGCAGCAAUGUUGAUGAGUCAGAGGAGACACAAACUAAGAUACAAUCUCUGGAGCAGCAGAUCAGCUGUAUGGAGGAUGAGCUGUCUGAAGCUCGACUUGAGGCUUCAAAACUCAAGACAGAGCUGAUUUCAGAACGAUCUGCCUGGGAGGUGAAACUUUCUGAGAUACAGUCACAUGUUAAUGAGCUGGAGGAAGAUCGUAUCAUAAGCAGUGGACGUACAAAAAUUCCUGGAAUGCGUACAAGAAUGGAACUAGCCUGGCAGAAGGAGCGUGAAGAACAGCAUCGACUACUUCAGGAGACAUCUACAUUGGCCAGAGAUCUUCGUCAAACAUUGUUUGAGGUGGAGCGAGAAAGGGACAAGGAACGUCUGGAAGCAAAGCGACGUCUUGACCAACUCAAGAAGUCAACAGAAGAAGAACAAGAGGAAAACAGGAAGAAAGUUACAGAGGUACAGUGUGACUUACUGGAACUUCGUGAUGCUCAUGCAAAAUUACGGACAACCAACGAGAAGUUGCGUCGAGAGAAGGAACGUAAUGAGAAAGAACGUGAAGAACUUAGGCAGUUGGCAUCAGGCAAGAGACGUGCUGAACAGGAAGAAGACAGAAGAAUCAACAUCUUACUAGAGCAAGUUGAUGAACUUACGCGUUUAGCACCUGAAUUGUUUCUUCAGAAGUCAACACCGGAUUCAUCUUCAACUUCAUCUCUGUCCCAGCCAACACCUGUUGCACCUAAGAGACUGAAGGGUCCAAAAUCUCGAGAAUCAUCAAGAGAAUCUUCUCCACAAUUACAAAGGAAGGAUUUCCAAAAAGAAACUUCAGUAGACCGAAAGCUUCAGCUUCAGUCAACUGUUCAGAGACUAUCUGAAGUUACAGAAGAGUUGCGCCGAUUCCAGAGGCUCAGUGAAGAAGAGCGGGACAGAGAACGAGCUAAAAGGAUGUUAGGAUUGAGAAGAGCUGCUUCAACAGAAUCAGAUAAUCCACCAGACUCCUCACUGCAGUCUAAGCCUCUUGUUCGAAGUGCUGCUGGCCUGCAGAAGAAGGGCAGCCUUUAUCGCAAAUCUCUUUCUUUAGAGCAGACAAGUGGACAAGAUCAGGUUGUAGGAAUAAUUAAGUUGUGGGGUGCCUGUGUGCCGAGAUCUUCCUUCAUAAACUGUGUCAUGUUGGUUUGGCCUUCCUAUUGUUUUAUGAAGCUUAUGCUUGUUAUGCUGUGUAUCACUCAACAGGCUGUUUUACUUGGAUCCAUCUGGAAGGGAGAGUCAGACAAUGAAGGCAGUCUUUCAAGUCUCCAGUCACUGGAAGCUGGUGCAGAGGCAUUUCCAAAUAAUCAGUUCUUCACACUUCAGAAACGGGAAUCUAGCACUGACAGCCGCCUCUCUGGAGGUUCAACACAGAGCGAUGUGCUGCAAUCAAAAGAAAAGAAGAAAAAGAAGGGUCUUUUUGGUAAACUGAAGAAACUUACCAAAUCACGCAGCAUUGAUGAUGGUGUCUCAGAAUACACAAUAGGAAUGAGUCAGGGUGGAUCUGGAUCAGAUGUCAGUAUGUCAGAAGACAAAGGAGGAAUGAAAGAUCGUCUUACUGGCAUCUUCAGAAAGAGUGGUUCCACAUCCAGAGAUAGCAGUAUGGAGCGCAGUCCAGCAAUACCAGAGCGUACAGACUCAACACAGAGACCUCUUGUGAAACAGAGCAGUAACAAUACUUUGCCACGGACAUCACCAGCUAGAAGUGAUGUAAGUGCAUCAAGCAGCUCCCGACCACUAGCAUCAUGUGCCACACGAUCUCAAUCACCAGCCACUUCCAGCACUCCAUCACGAGGCAGGAAAUAGAAUACAGAGCUCCAUAUUCAUCAUGCAGUUCAUCUUCUGAGAAACUGAAGUUACCAAGCAGCUGCAUGAGACCUCUAGUGGAUGAACUUUCCUCCUGUAAUUUUCAGUUUGACUUAUAAAUGAAUGAAAUUGCAGGGAGUUUGGCCAUGAUAAUAUUGUUUUGCACACACAGCAUUGUGUAGGAAUGGAGUAAGAAUACAAAUUUACAGUGUGCUGCAGCUUCUGUGCACCUAUUUCCAUCAGGUUUAAAGUUUGUCACUACUCACUCAGUAAAAAUAUUUAGGAGCGAGGUCCAUAUUCUAUAUACAUCACUGACAAAGUGAUGAAGGAAAUGGGAUUAGGUCUUGGGUUAAUAAUAAGUUUCAAUGAACUGAAAUGAUCAUAGCUGGUUAGUAAGGAAGGAUUUUUAAAGAGGUGUUCAUGGCCCAUUUAAUGGUCUCUCUUUGACAUACAUCUUGAGAGAUUAAGGAAAACCCCAGAAUAGCCAGUAACCUGGCAAGAGUCAAACCAAGUGUCUUCCAGAUACAAAUCUUAUGGUGUUGUGGGGUAGUCCCACCUUUUCCCCCCAAAUUAAUAUCAGCAUGCAAGAACAAGACACUGAUGUAGACAUCUGAGUAGAUAGAACGUGUUUUGUAAUUGCUACAGUAAACCAGCUAGGCCUAAUAUUGAAAGAUGCUGCUGCAGCUCCUGAUGAUGAUGGUAUGAUGGUCUAUGUUAAGUAUUAUGCUUACAAGCCCUGAAGAUUAUAAAAAUCAAUUCAAUUCCGUAUCAGAAACUGUAACUGGAGCAGGAGGUAGAGGAAUGAAAAGAAAGGACAAGUGAACAGUAUUAAGAUUGAAUAGUUCUAUCUGCUGGCAUAUAGUGCCAUGUAGUCUGUUGAAAGUCAGCCGACAUUUCAAAGGAAAAUAUUCCCUCCAUCUUCCUGUUUUGGAGAAUAAGCCAAUCAAGAGACCAGCAUGAAGCAGGUAGCUAGUUUAUUGAUCAGCUUAUUUUUCAGUGCUAAA